AUGCCUUCUCAAGAUCCUUCAACUACACUUCUCACUCAAGAGGAACUACAAGAGGACCUCCAAAUUUCUGUUGCCGCAGCUCAAGAGUGGCCAGCCGAGCUCCUCUUCACUGGUCUUGUUGGACAUGAAAACGAAUCACUUGAUCUCUUCUCCUUUGUUACAAAUGGGAUGGAACGCACACUUUCCCAGUUCAAUCCUGAUCAUUGGCCACCCAACAAAGAGGGACAAAAAAAACUACUGGAACACUUGCAACAACUUGCCAUGAAACAUGGAACUCAUUUCCACUUGAACAGCCACGCUGGCACCCUCCGAUGCUCCAGAACUCGCAAAGCCAGAGCUACUCACACUGCCAAGGAUACUACGGGUGACAAGUUGUGUAACUGUCGCCUCCAUUUGAAAAUCUCAAAGAACAAGGAGUUUAUCUACCUUUCUUGCAAGGGAGAGAAAAUGCAUAAACACCAUCCAAGACCCGGAGCGUUACCUGCCUGGGCUAACAACUUAACGGACAAGCAAAGACAUCAUCUCCUUGUCCUUGCCCAGCAGCGAGCUGCAGUUGCUAAUCCUCAAUCCCGCAAAAUCAUGCUAGAGCUGAAGCUGGGAUACAUUUCCAAAUUGGCUUAUCGAACAGUGCUGGUAACGGCACCAGACUACAUUGCUGCAAAAGCGGUGGCCGGUGCAAAUUCCUCUGCGGCCCAGUUCAUAAGCUGGUUAAGAGCGCAAGCUGGUAACCCCAAAUCAAAACUGUCCUAUGUUGUCCUCUCCUAUGCCCUCACAACCAAAAAUUGCAAUAUUGUAAGAGAUCACAUUGGAAAUCCAAAGGGUCGGAGGUCCAAGAGUUUUCCAUCUCCAGAUCCUGAGAUGGUCAUGAAUAAUCUUGCAUACAUCGACAAAGUUGUACUACCAGCGCCACAUGCUGACAAACACAACUCAAAACCUACCCCACCAAUCGGGGAGGGUGGUCUAGUCGCAAAAAGCAACUUGCGUAAAGCUGCUAUAGCUCGUUUGGCAAAGCCAAGAUGGGAGAAGUAUGCGGCCAAGUUUGAUGCUGAGUAUCAUUUGAAAAACGCUGAAGCUAUCCGUCUUGAAAAAGAGGCAAUUUUUUGCCGGCCAGCCAAAGAAGUAGACAAUGAAACCAUUACAAACAACCUCACCUACACAUCCAGCGUUGCGGUCCUAUCAAAUGAUGCAUCCGAGAAGAAAUUUAGCAGUGGGGAUGAUGGUAGUGUCAUGAUGCUUGAUGAACCGGACAAGGUACAAGCUUUGGAUGUUUCCGAUGAUUCUGAUUUGGAAUCCACAAGUGACAAUGAAGGCAGCCAUGUGGGGGGUGGAUGCAAGAAGGAUGACACGGGUACCAAAGGUGGAUGCAAACAGAAACAAGCCCCUCUUCCAAUGGGACUAUUCUUUAUUCCAUUGGUGGCCAGUGUUGGGAUAUGA
Messenger RNA from Cylindrotheca closterium, 1434 nucleotides. Lineage: Eukaryota; Bacillariophyta; Bacillariophyceae; Bacillariales; Bacillariaceae. The record is from the annotation of a GenBank genome assembly.